AUGGCAUCUACCCGAAAUCCUUACCUUAAUAAAGAAGAUUCGUCUAUGAAUUCAUCUAGCAAUUCAUCUAAUAUUCUGAAAGAAACUUCGGAAGAAAUUCCAGAAGAAAUUCUAUAUAAUGCAGCUGCCCAAAAAAGAAUUAUAAAACUGAUUCAAAAUGCAAAUAAGGAAUUAGAUGAAAUAAAAAAAUGGUGA
Messenger RNA from Racocetra fulgida, 195 nucleotides. Lineage: Eukaryota; Fungi; Glomeromycota; Glomeromycetes; Diversisporales; Gigasporaceae. The record is from the annotation of a GenBank genome assembly.